GGGGCUCCGGGCUCGCCGGGACCAUGGGAUAGCGACGGAGCUGGCGAGGGACAAGCCGCAGCCCUGCCGCCCGUGCCCGGCGGGGCCUGGGAGUGCAGCACAAUAGCCCGGGAGGAGGGAGCCGGCGAGCGAGCGAGCGGUGGGGCUCUGCGUUGCCCCGCACAUCCCAGCCCUGCCGCUGAGCGCAGCUGCACCAGGUCCUCGGCCCCCCGCCCGGGGCCGCAGGGGGUGGGUGAGACUCACCUUCCCUCCCUCCCGCCCACCUCGGCUCCUUUGUCCAAGCUGCCUUGGAGGCGCCCGGUUUGCUGCCUCGGGAGCAUUGUUGUCCUCGGGCAUGCGGGGGGUGAAGUAGGGGGUGCGCGGGGAAAGGGGGUCGGAAGCAGGAGGAGAGGAGAGGGGACGUUCUCGGACACAGGACCAACUGGCUUUACCUCCCUGUUUUUCUUCGUGCGUGGACUGGGGAAAAGAUCCAUUCCGUGAGUUAACCCGCCUCUGGCCGCGCCGUAGCUCUGUGUGAAAUUCAGCUGGCGUAUUCUCUCCACCUCCUGCUCCCCACCGGGAUCUUUCCCCGGAUGCAAAAUGGUGGACCCAGUGGGGUUUGUGGAGGCUUGGAAAGCCCAGUUUGCAGACUCCGAGCCUCCCAAGAUGGAGCUGAAAUCUGUGGGAGAUAUCGAGCAGGAACUGGAGAUGUGCAAAGCCUCUAUCCGGAGGCUGGAGAUGGAGGUCAACAAGGAGAGGUUCCGUAUGAUUUACUUGCAGACUCUCUUGGCAAAGGAGAAGAAGAGCUAUGACCGACAGAGAUGGGGGUUCAAGAGGAUUUCCCAGUUGCCUGAAGGGGAUGCAGAGCAGCAAGACCAAGACCCACAUCAUCACCAAACCACCGAGCAAGGGGAUCCAGAAAAAAACAAACCAUACCAAGGAGAGGAGAAGUUCAAGCCAAGGAUACCUUCUCUGAGGAAGCUGUCUACCCAGAGUGAUGGGUCGGAUCUGUUGCCCUUGGAGAGCUCCCACCAUGGGGAAGGGGAGCAAGACAGGUGUAAAUACUACAGUGAAGAGAAACUGAAGAGAGUGACGGAAGAUACGGAGAAUCGCUCUGAUAUGGAUGGAUCCCCUUCAAAACACAGGCCCUCUUCCACCCGCAGGCUGGCAGGCUCCACUGAGAAAGAGGGGUCCUUUGAGCCUUUCCCUAAGGACAAAGGGAAUGCCACCAGUGUGGCAGCACUAAGGUCCAACUUUGAGAGGGUUAAAAAGGUUAAUUCACAUUCUCCUGGUGAUAGCAAGGAUGCUGCUGAGAAGCCCUUCUAUGUGAACAUGGAGUACCACCAUGAGAAGGGUUUAGUGAAGGUCAAUGAUAAAGAUGUUUCUGAUAAAAUAAGCUCCCUUGGUAGCCAAGCCAUGCAGAUGGAACGCAAAAAAUCCUUGCACUCCCUCCCUCCUAAUGUGGUGCCCAGCUUUAAUGAGUUCCAGAGGCCAGCCCACCGGGGAAGAUCUUCUGAGAGCAGCUUUGGCUAUGAUGGAGAAUAUGAGGAUGCUGAACUGAACCCCAGGUUUCUGAAAGACAACCUAAUAAAUGUCAAUGGAGGCAAUCGACCACCUUGGCAACCAAUGGACUUUCAGCCCUACCAAAGCAUCUAUGUGGGUGGGAUGAUGGGGGAAGGAGAAAGCAAAGGACCUAUACUGCGGAAUCAGAGUGCCUCUGAUCAGGAAAAGCAUCUUACCUGGCCCAGGAGGUCUUAUUCCCCAAGGAGUUUUGAGGACAUUGGGGGAGGGUAUACCCCAGAUUGUAGCUCUAAUGAGAACCUCACAUCCAGUGAGGAAGAUUUCUCUUCAGGGCAAUCUAGUCAUGUUUCCCCCAGCCCCACCACUUACCGCAUGUAUCGGGAGAAAAGCCGUUCUCCAUCCCAAAAUUCUCAACAGUCCUUUGACAGCAGCAGCCCACCAACCCCCCAGUCUCAAAAGCGGCACAGGCAACAGCCAGUCAUCGUGUCUGAAGCCACUAUUGUGGGAGUACGGAGAACAGGACAGAUCUGGCCAAAUGAUGGAGAUAUGCCAUCUGGGAGAGGUCCUCAUGACAGCUGUUUCCAUGGAGAUGCAGAUGCUUCAUUCAGUGGAACGCCACCUAGUUAUGCCUAUGAUGCAGACCGUGCCGAAGAACAGCGGCGACACCAUGACAUGAUGCCCUACAUUGAUGACUCUCCAUCCUCCUCACCCCAUCUCAGUUCCAAGAGUCGGGGCAGCCGAGACACACUCUCCUCAGAGUCUUUGGAGUCCACAAAAUCAAGUGAGCCAGACUUGGAGAAGGGCUUGGAGAUGAGAAAGUGGGUCUUGUCUGGAAUCCUAGCCAGUGAGGAAACCUACCUGAGCCACCUAGAGGCUCUGCUGCUGCCCAUGAAGCCUUUGAAGGCUGCUGCCACCACUUCUCAGCCUGUACUGAGCAGUCAGCAGAUUGAGACGAUUUUCUUCAAAGUGCCUGAGCUGUACGAGAUCCACAAAGAGUUCUAUGAUGGGCUCUUUCCCCGAGUCCAGCAGUGGAGUCACCAGCAGCGUGUCGGAGACCUCUUCCAGAAACUGGCCAGCCAGCUGGGAGUGUACAGGGCCUUCGUGGAUAACUAUGAGGUUGCCAUGGAGACAGCAGAGAAAUGCUGCCAGGCCAAUGCUCAGUUUGCUGAAAUCUCCGAGAAUCUCAAGGCCAGAAAUACAAAGGACUCAAAAGAUCAGACAACCAAAAACUCCUUGGAAACUCUGCUGUACAAGCCAGUGGAUCGAGUGACACGCAGCACACUUGUUCUUCAUGAUUUACUGAAACACACUCCAGCAAGCCACCCUGACCACCCGCUCCUGCAGGAUGCUCUGCGCAUCUCUCAGAACUUCUUGUCCAGUAUCAACGAGGAGAUCACACCCCGCAGACAAUCUAUGACUGUCAAGAAGGGAGAGCACCGGCAGCUCUUGAAGGACAGUUUCAUGGUGGAGCUGGUAGAGGGGGCUCGGAAACUGCGCCACGUCUUUCUUUUCACUGACCUGUUCCUGUGCGCCAAGCUCAAGAAGCAGCUUGGCGGGAAAAGCCAGCAGUAUGAUUGUAAAUGGUACAUUCCGCUCACAGACCUCAGCUUCCAAACUGUGGAUGAGUCCGAGGCAGUGCCCAACAUCCCACUCGUGCCUGAUGAGGAGCUGGAUGCCAUGAAGAUCAAGAUCUCCCAGAUGAAGAAUGACAUCCAGCGAGAAAAGAGGGCUAACAAGGGCAGCAAGGUCAUUGAGAGGUUGAAAAAGAAGCUGUCUGAGCAGGAAUCUCUGCUGUUGCUGAUGUCUCCCAACAUGGCUUUCCGGGUUCACAACCGGAACGGCAAGAGUUACACAUUCCUCAUCUCGUCAGACUACGAACGGGCAGAGUGGAGAGAGAACAUCCGGGAGCAGCAGAAGAAAUGCUUUAAAAGCUUUUCGCUCACGUCCGUGGAGCUCCAGAUGCUGACAAACUCCUGCGUCAAGCUUCAGACCGUCCACAACAUCCCCCUCACCAUCAAUAAAGAAGAUGAUGAAUCGCCCGGGCUCUAUGGAUUCCUGAACGUCAUUGUUCAUUCUGCUAUGGGGUUCAAGCAGAGCACAAACCUGUACUGCACAUUGGAGGUGGAUUCCUUUGGAUAUUUUGUGAACAAAGCUAAGACCAGAGUGUACAGGGACACUACGGAGCCCAAUUGGAAUGAGGAGUUUGAGAUCGAGCUGGAGGGAUCGCAGACCCUACGGAUUUUGUGCUAUGAAAAAUGCUACAAUAAAACCAAGCUCACCAAAGAAGAUGGAGAGAUCACAGAUCGAAUCAUGGGGAAAGGCCAGAUCCAGCUGGAUCCGCAGGUGUUACAGGAUAAAGAUUGGCAACGCACAGUCAUCUCAAUGAAUGGAGUUGAAGUGAAGCUGUCAGUGAAAUUUACCAGCCGGGAGUUUAGUCUGAAAAGAAUGCCAUCUCGUAAACAGACUGGGGUCUUUGGAGUCAAGAUUGCCAUUGUCACCAAGAGAGAAAGAUCAAAGGUGCCUUACAUUGUGCGCCAGUGUGUGGAGGAGAUAGAGCGACGUGGGAUGGAGGAGGUGGGCAUCUACCGUGUCUCUGGGGUUGCAACUGAUAUCCAAGCUUUGAAAGCUGCUUUUGAUGUCAACAACAAAGAUGUGUCCGUGAUGAUGAGCGAGAUGGAUGUUAAUGCCAUUGCAGGGACAUUAAAAUUAUACUUCAGAGAACUGCCUGAACCCCUCUUCACAGACGAACUGUACCCCAACUUUGCUGAGGGCAUUGCACUUUCAGACCCUGUUGCAAAGGAAAGCUGCAUGCUGAAUUUACUGCUCUCACUUCCAGAACCCAACCUCGUGACAUUCCUUUUCCUUCUGGACCAUUUAAAAAGGGUUGCCGAGAGAGAAAGCAUCAACAAGAUGUCCCUGCACAACCUGGCAACUGUCUUUGGACCAACGCUGCUCAGACCCUCAGAGAAGGACAGUAAGAUUCCUGCUAACCCAACCCAACCUAUAACAAUGACUGAUAGCUGGUCACUAGAAGUCAUGUCCCAGGUUCAAGUUCUUCUUUACUUCCUGCAGUUGGAGACUAUCCCCACCCCAGACAGCAAAAGGCAAAGCAUCCUCUUUUCCACCGAGGUGUAGGAGUCUGGUCACAACAAAGGGGCUUGUACAACUGUUCUUGGUGUGAACCUGCCAGUCUGAGAACAGGAGAACUGUUUCUUCUUCAGACAUUACUGGCCUGGUCCCGUCAUGAGGAAGCAUAGCCUUCAGUGCUUCUGCUGUUUGUCAAACAGAGCUAAGCUGAAGAAUAAGGAGAAACUCCCUCUAGUUUUGAUCUAUAGAAUAGGGAAGAAUUGGACUGGACAUGGAGCUGUACUGAAAGGCUCCACUAGAAGGAGCAACAGACACUUUAACAAAUGCAACACAGAGUGCAGUUGUUGCUCUUGGGAAGGUGAGAAGGUAUUCCUCAUUUUUAUGGAUGAAAUUUAUCAUCAAGAAGCUUCAAGCUUUCUACGUGAACACUUGUCAGAAUGCCCUUCUGGGGUGAAAGGGGAAUUAAAGGCUAUAUCACAAGUGUGUCUUUAAUAACUGCUGUUUUAAAGUACUGUUCUGGGCCACAGAGAAUAGUAUCAUUCAGCAAGGGGAUCUUUGAUUCCUCCACUGAGAAAUUCAAGUCUUGAUUUGAACGGGGUUUUUGAAAAAUAAACUAGAAGUUUUGUGUGCAACUGGACCUGUUGUUUUUUUGUCUCUCUCCUACCCCUUCCCUUGUAAAUGUUUGUACAAACUCUAGGAAAGGGGGUAUCCUUUUCUUGUCUCUUUGUUGCAAUUCUGACCUUUUCUUUUGGUGUCAAAGGAGCCAGACCCACUUGCAUUAUACAACAGAUAAGUACAGUACAUGAAAGAAAAGCUCACUUAGUUGUUUAUAAUGCAGAGGCAGUGUUGUCCAAAAUUGGUUGCUACAUUCUUUGGGACCUUCGAAAUUGAAUGGAAACUCCUAGCUCUCCACACAAACAGAUGUUAAUACCUGUGCUAAAAUAAGCACUACAAACAUGUACUGAAGUAUCUUCAAGCAUUUGGGGACAAAAAAUCAACAGCUGUCUUUCUUGCUGGCUGCUUAAUUGAAACUUUUAUCAAAAUGACAUUUUUGAUACUUGAAUUUUUUGAAGCUUUGUAUGUUGCUUCUACAAGAGUCUUUUUCUGAUAGAUGCAAAUACUUUGAUAGGCUAUGUCACAAUGUACUGUAUGGACAAUCUGCUAACAGGUAGCGUUUUGUAUUCUUCAGAAAUUUCUACCCUGUUGGAAUUAAGAGCAGUGCAGAAAUUUCUAUAAAGCUACACAUAGCAGUACACCAGGUGGGACCUAAUACUCACUCCACUUACACCUGUGCGACCACACUGACGUCAGUAGAGUUCCAUGGGUGUAAGUGGGAACAGUAUUUGCCUUGGGAAUUGUAAGCAUAAGCUAACUGCAUGGUCUCAUGACCAGAGGAGACUAUUCAGGUCAUGAAACAGAUGUGCCAAGCAUCUGGGGAGAGGUUUCAGCUGCAUCAGAGUCUCCCUUAGCCUGUGCUACCCACUUCACUAUGCAGUAUCCACUUUAGUUGCAACCAUCCAUCAACACCCUGGCUUGAAGAAAAGAGCAGUCUGAAGACAAGAGAAAGAAGGGGGAGAAAAGCAAAUUUUAAAAUUAACGACCCACAUAGCUGAAUCAUAAGCAGUAUGGGGGGGGAGAAGAAUACUAAAGAGAAAAAACAAAUCUUGUUAUGCCGAAUUUUCUGAAGGUCUCAGAACUCUCUGCUCAAAUAAAUAAGAGGAAUCUUCCAAAUGAGAGAGAGAAAAAAAUAAAAAUUAAAAAAAAAAAGGGAGAACUAUUUAGCAGUCAACAUAAUUGACUGCUGCAUAAUAGAUGUUGUUGUACUGUGAAGUGGGAAAUUCAAAAGAAAAAUAUAAAUUAUUUCGAUUUUGUGAGUAUCUCAGCAUUUUGCAUGCUAUUAUAAGAAUUCUUAUAGGCAUUUACUAUUGUUUAGCACCCCUCUUUUCUUAGGUCUGGAAGCAAAUCUCUGUGUGUUGUAAUGUACAAUUAGAAAAUCGCUCGACUGUAUUUUUGCUACAUUCCAGCUUCUACACCCCCUUGCUAUUCGAACCUCUGAGACAGAAAAGUGUGUGUAUUAGGAGGUGCUUGCAGGGGCAGGGCGAAGGGAAACAAAAACUUGGUUUAAAAAUGGGUUGUUUGUUUUGUUUUUUUAAUUUUGGCCUUUUAUAAAACUAAAGGUAAAACUAGGCAAUCCUGAAAGAUACUGUCUCAAGAAAAGGUUACAGACCAGUAACACACUCCAUAGUUUUCUGCUUUUAUGUACUUGUUUUUGUUUUUAAAUAGCAGCUCUGUAACAAUCCUCUUAGUCAGCUGCACAACCACCCACUCCUUUACAAAAUUCAAAUGUUUGAUAUUUUUGAGGCAUCAGCACUGCAGGUUUUUCUAGUUCAAAAAUUCUACUCCAGUCACUGGUGAUCAUUUACCCCUUUUGGUCUUUGUAAUCUGUGGGUGCAGUUUGCAGUGUUUAAACUGGAAAGCAAUACCAUAAUGACUGUGCCAAUUUACUUUUGCCUGACUUUUUAUUUUUAUUUAUAUAGGAAGUAUAAUUUUAAGUUACCAAUUUAUAUUGUGUAACAAUAAGAAAAUUGCUUCUGCUUUGGUUACUGUUACAGGUUGUUGCUUUUAGUUUUUCAGUAUAAUACAAUGCUUGAUUCUGCUGUAACCCUAUCUAACAUGCAGGCAUGUGGAUGAGAAGACUUUUUGUAGUUAAUUUAACGUAACACACAAAGUAUUUCAGUUGAAUAUGAGUGUAAGUUUUCCCCAAAGCUGGUAAUUUUGGGCUGGAGAAAUAGCACAUCCUAUGAUGAGGGUGAGACCGUUGAUUUAUUUGAACUUUGAGAAUGGAGUAGUUGAGCUUCCGCUAGCGUUGUAAGCUUUACAAAUGGACUGUGCUUUGAGAAAUUCAGAAUUCACAAAAGGAUUAUGUCCUCUGCCUAGUGAUCCAUUAAGAUUCUUAAGCCACACUAAACAAAAAGUGAUGGGCACCACCUAGCUUAGGCCAAAAUCCAGUCUGUGUAUCACCACUUGUUUUUAAAAAAAAAAAAAAAAAAAAAGCAACAGUCUCUCCUUUAUUCAGAAAUAGCUUUAGUUUUGUUCCUUUCGAUUUUAUUUUAUUUUAAAUGUUGAGUAGGCUUUUAAACCAGCAAAGUACAGUAAUGUUGAGUAAAAUGGGCAAAUAAACUAUGAAAAGUAGCUUUUGAGGAUUGAUAAAAAUUACUUAGAUCUGUUUCAUCUUUGUGUGUGUGUGUGUCACUUCGUAUUGGGGCAAGUGUCUUAGUUGAAACCAAAUUGAAACAUAGUCAUUGAAAUGCUGCUGGUGAAUUUUACUCUUGCACAAUUUAAAGAGGUGAGAUAGUGGUUAGGCUAAAUCAGGCUGUACUUUUAUAUGCUGCUAAUUUUCAUGUAUCAGCUAAAGGCAAAAUACAGCUAUACUUGAUUACCUUCACUGAUGCUCACUGCCUGCCUUGAUUCUGAGCUUCAAUUGCUAAGUGAAGUACAGGGCAAUCAAUAUGUAGCAUGUGAUGUGAAACUGCAAUGUUUCUGUAGGUCACUAGGUGGUGCAACCGUGGAAUCUGUUAAUGGAGAUGCAGUAUUUUUACACUACUUACUCAUUUUAACUGUUCCCUAAUCUGAUCCACUGAUACACUGUUAUGUUCACUUUCUGUAUAGGUUCAUUUAAACAAAUGUGAUGUUCUGUAAAGUGUAUAAAGGAUCUCCUAACUUGCUCAUUACCCACUGCAACACUUACAGGCAUUAUGGUAUGUGUUCACUUCUCUCAACUGUGCCAUUCCUUGAAAAUGCUUAAGUGUAAAUUGAUCACCAUGGCCUUUGAAGGUGCUUAAAACCUGCAUCUUAACAAUGGGAAAAUAACACCCUCUUGUCCAUCACUUAUUUCAGUGCCUACAUAUGUACUAAGAUGACAUUAUUUUGGGGGCUGCAGUCCCACUUUGGAAACUUUUUUAAAAAGAAUUUGAAAUGUUCAAAUGAACUCUGCCCUUUCCCUUUUCCACUCGGAAUUUCAAAGGAGGAAGAAUUUUAUUACAGGAAGACAGAAGCGUUCACAUUGUGCUUAUGUGCCUUGAAGAAAUAUGUCUUCUGAAUCAGUUACUUAGCAUUCAGACACUGAGGUCUCCGGUUUAGUGUUAAAGCUAGAAUGAAAAGUGAGUGUUAAGGCUCAGUAUAUAAAAGUUUUCAUUAAGGGUACCUAGGUUGACCUCAAAAUCAAAGGAAAUCUCCUUUAAAGAAAGCUCUUAUAGCGGAAUAAUAAUUAAUAUCCACCCUCACGCCCCACCGAUUUUUGAAUAUGAACAAUAAAAACAUGAGAGAAGCAUGAUUAGGAAUCACAUAAAUCACAUGGUCUGGCAAAAGAGAAAACGAUCCCCUCUCCUUAAGUCACAGAAAAAACUCAUACCCCUAGACGUACGCUGAGCUAAGAUUGUAUUGUCAGUAAACUAAAAUGUUAUUGUAUUCAGCACUUAGUCUACCACUUAUGAUGUGCUGUAAUCCUUUUCUCUUGCUACUGGAAGCUGUUACAUUCCAAUGAUAGGUCACUUGUCCUCAAAUAUGGGUGGGGGAGCUUCUAUACAUUAGUGGUUGUAACAACAAAAAGGAAGGGAGAAAAAGCUCAGAAAACCCAGUCCAGAACUACAAAAUCACCUGGAAGUUGAUUUAAAAAAAAAAAGCCAACCUCAACACUGAGAGCAUAAAAUGUCACAAUAUACAAUAAUUGUGAAGUGUUCACAGCAGUAGGACUAAAACAAGCUUGAUAUGGAGGCUAACAAACAUCCUGAGUCAUCAUCUCUGCUAGGCACAUCUCUAGGAAGUCCAGUCUGCCUCUCUAGGGCACACAAAACAUAGCAAUGGAACUGCCAACAAGCAGAAAAUAUGGCAGUGACUCAUACUAUUCUCCCCCAUCCCUGUUGCCGAGUCUCUGCACUACUGUACUGUACUGAAAUCUUAGGUGAGGCCAUUGUAAAAUAAUGCAUAUGCAGGUGAUCUAUACAUAUACUUUCCAUGUCCUUGGCUUUCCUUCUACCCUGAAAGGAGAAAGAAGCAUCUCUUUUCUAGCAGAAAUUUGAGCGACUUAAUGUCCAUGUACAGUGUGUAAACUGUCAUAUUGGCAGACCCAGUUAUAGUAUGGCUGUUCCCUGAUAUGUCUGAUAUAGUUUAGACUUUUGAAUGUACACUGGACCAACUGUGCUACUGUUUUGGACUUGCAGGGCUGCACCAUUGUUUAGAGACAUGAUUAAGACAGUUUGGUUGCAUUUACACCCUUAAGGAUCCAUGUUUUAAACAUGUCUGAAAAUUACAGUACUUCAACAAAGUGCCCCAGCACAGGAGUAGUGUCUUGGGCCCUAUCUGCUCUAGAGCUUGCUAUAUACUAACUACAGUUAUGUUCAAAUACUGUUGUCAAAAACAUUCCACAUGGAUUUACCAGUAUGACGGCUGUUAGAACAGCCAUUGCAGUUUCUCAGUCCAGUGGAGACAGGCUAUUUUUUAAGUCAUAUUAGCCCAAGAUGUGCUCCAGAUUAACCAUCUAGCUACUCCAUAGCCUGGAUUCUGAAAGCAGUUGUAUCACAGGCCUAGUCUUAUUUCCUAAUUUAUGUGUGGAGGGGACCUUGUGUGUGUGGAACAUACCUUCUUGCAUGGAAGGGGAGUUGAGUUGCCUAAGUGGCAGCACCCCCCUGCUUAUCCCAGUAGAUGCCAUGGAAGAUACUCUGUGAGUCUGGGGUUCCUGCACAGAUAAUGGACAGGGCUUCCACGCAUAUGGCCUUGAUCACCUAUUGAUUCCCCAGAUCCCCACGUCUCCCAAGGGAUGUAUGGAGUUUAAGUGUGGGCCUCACUGCCUGUUCAGUAGAGGAGCAAAUCCACCUCUUCCCCCACCCCCAAUGGAAUCAUCAAGCAUCAAUCUUUGCAAAAAGAACCUCACAUUUCCUCCCUUUUAGGCCCAUUGAGGAAGCAACUGGGCCUGCAGUAAUGAAUUUGGGUGCAGACAUAAACUGUGUCAGUCAUGGUAAACUAAAACCGUAUUUGAAAACAGCUUCAAAUACUUAAUGCAGAAAGAGCCAUAGCAAAUCCUUCACAGCAGUACUUCCUAGCCUAUCCCCUACCUGAUCCCUUCUUAAGAUACUCACAGCUUGAUGUCUUGGAUUGGCCUUCUCAUCAACUUUUAAAUGCUUGAGAAUGCUGCACAACAACUGCAACGUAGGAGCAUUGGGUAAAACUGUUAUCUACACCAGAGUAGAUGUUUCCAAUUAUGAGUAUCCAAGCUAAGAUCUUAAUACUACAAGUGACUAUGAAAUACUAAAACUGGAAGAGAAGGAUGUUGGAUAACUGAGGAAGUCAGAAUGAAAUAGUGAACUUAAAAAGAAAAUCUCAGAAUGGGACGUUGUGAAAUUUGUCCUUUCUGUGUCUGUUUAGCAAAAAAAUAAAAAUAAAAACCAAGCUUUCUCUUGCCUAUGUAACUUGUGUAGUUUGUUCUUAUCUCUACUGUUGCAAGUGUUUAUAAUCCAUGCAGAGUUCAAAGAAAAGCAGAUAAUAAAAUUAUUUAUUUAAAUAUAAAUACAAUUAAAUUAUAUAAUUAGUGCUAAAGUAUGAGGUGUAGAAGAAACUCGUUUAUUGGUGGUGGGUAAUUUGAGUUUCACCGUAGAGCUAAUAUUGUCUGCAUUGUUUAAUACCGCCAUGUUUCAUGUUAAAGACUCUGCUUUGACAUUUUAUAAUGCUAUUGUUAGUGCUUCAAUACCCAAUUAGUGCUCUGUUUUCAAAAACUGAAUAAAUGCCCUGAUCCUGAAAGGUACUGAGUACACAUAACUCCCACUGAAAUUAAUGAGACUUGCUGAGCUCAAAAGCUCUCAGGAUUAGGCCCAAAGAAUGCAGUAGAGAAAAAAAAAUUUUAAAUGGUCAUGCUGGAUUUUUUUAAAUUUUCUGAAGAUAAAUGGCGUAAAAAAGGAUCCAAAAACUGUAUUUGGAAAUAAAAAUCUAAGGCUUUUUAAGCCGUUGUUUGUACACAAGGUUAAAUAAAAUCUCCUGUCUCUGUG
Messenger RNA from Gopherus evgoodei (Goodes thornscrub tortoise), 11624 nucleotides. RefSeq names its product BCR activator of RhoGEF and GTPase (gene BCR). The transcript is spliced from 23 exons. The record is from RefSeq and is a predicted model, not a curated record. Gene Ontology annotation, cellular component: membrane. Bases 580 to 4635 code for a protein of 1351 amino acids. Lineage: Eukaryota; Metazoa; Chordata; Testudines; Testudinidae. Gene Ontology annotation, molecular function: protein serine/threonine kinase activity; GTPase activator activity; guanyl-nucleotide exchange factor activity. Gene Ontology annotation, biological process: positive regulation of GTPase activity; protein phosphorylation; intracellular signal transduction.